This is a messenger RNA of Neofelis nebulosa (Clouded leopard), 6769 nucleotides long. Its product is annotated as vomeronasal type-1 receptor 4-like. Lineage: Eukaryota; Metazoa; Chordata; Mammalia; Carnivora; Felidae. Gene Ontology annotation, cellular component: membrane. Gene Ontology annotation, molecular function: pheromone receptor activity. The transcript has a single exon. The coding region runs from base 734 to 1675 and encodes 313 amino acids. The record is from RefSeq and is a predicted model, not a curated record. Gene Ontology annotation, biological process: G protein-coupled receptor signaling pathway.
UCUCUCUCUCUCUCAAAAAUGAGUAAACAUUUAAAAAUCUUUAAAUACUUUUACAUAUGUAUUAUCCACUGAAUGACUUCUUUUUAAAAUUUCUGUUGGAAUGCUUUGCCUAUUGUUUAUUUUGUUGUGUGGUUUGUAGUAGUUCUUUGUGCUGGUUACAGGUUAUAUCUGUCUGGGUGUGUGUGUGUGUGUGUGUGUGUGUGUUUUGAUGAGAACUACCCUUAAUUUUGUCAUUUCACCCAUAUGAUUAAUGUGUUCUGUGCUAUUUAAGAAAUAUCUUCUUUAAAGUAAGUAUUUUCUUAUUCUAAGACCAUAGAAAUAUCUUGUUUGGUUUUCUAAAAAAAAAAAAAAAAAAAGUACACUAUUUUUCUUUAAAAUUCAGAUGAGCAAUCCAUUGAGAGUUUAUCUGUUUUAUGACAUGGGGAGUGAUUGAGGGUCCCUCCAUCCUCAGGUACAGCUAGUGAAUUUUAGCUUUUUCUGAAAAUGUUGUAUUUGCGUUCAUUCCCUUGGCCGUCACUUGUCAUUGCUUCCCCCAGGCUAACCACGUCAUCUUUCAUGCUGACUUUUCAGUGAAAUAUACCAGACAUCUAUUAUUCCCAUCUCAUGAAGUCUUGGCCAUCAAACAGAAGCACAUAAUGAAAGUCCCUUUUGGUGUCAGAAAUCUUCAGUGAGCCUUUUUGCUCAGAAGAAUGAUUGUUGCCAUAAUUUAAAAGUAAGGGUGUUGAAUGACAGAAUGUCCUACAGGGAUUUGAUAGUAGGAAUAAUCUUCUUGUCACAGACCAUAGUUGGAAUUGUGGAAAAUUUCUCUCUUCUUUACCAUUAUCUGUUCCUUUACACUGAAUGCAGGGUGAGGUCCACCCAUUUGAUUCUCAGGCACCUCACUAUAGCCAACUCCUUGGUCAUUCUCUCUAAAGGAGUCCCCCACACUGUGGCAUCUUUUGGGUUGAAACAUUUUUUCAAUGAGUUUGGAUGCAAACUUCUUUUCUGUGUUCAGAGGGUGGGCAGGGGAAUGUCCAUUGGCAGCACCUGCCUCUUGACUGUGUUCCAGACCAUUAUGAUCAGCCCCAUGAACUCCUGUUUGAAGGAGUUUAAAGUCAAAGCCCCAAAGUACAUUGGCUUCUCCAUUUCCCUCUGUUGGAUCCAGUUCAUGUUUGUAAAUUUAGUUUUUCCUCUGUUAUAUGUGUUUAGCAACCGGAGCAUGAAAAACUUCACAAAGAAAGGAGAUUUGGGCUACUGUCUUGCUGUAGAUCACGAGACAGUCACAGUUUCCGUAUAUGCAGUGUUGAUAGUAUUUCCUGAAGCUUCCUUGUGUGGUCUUACAAUCGGGGCCAGCAGCUCCAUGGUCUUCCUCCUGCACAGACACAAGCAGCGGGUCCAGCACAUUCACAGCACUAAUGUCACCCCCAGAUCCUCUGCUGAGUCCAGAGCCACCCAGAGCAUCCUCGUCCUGGGGAGCACCUUUGUGUCUUUCUACUUCCUCUCCUCCGUCUUUCAUGUUUGUGUUGCUCUUCUUUGUAAUCCCAGCUGGUGGCUGGUGAACACCACUGCCAUGAUUUCUGUGUGUUUUCCAACUGUCUGCCCCUUUCUGCUUAUGGGCCAGAAUUCUGUUAUAUCCAGACUCUGCUUUGCAUGGAUAACAAAUAUAACAUUUCCUAAUCUUAUCAGAAAUAUGUGAAGUGAAUGUUUUUUGCACCAUAUUUAGUUCUUGAUGCAUCACCAUCAAAAACUGAGUUCAGGAAGUAAAGGAGAAAUGCCAUGUCUUUCUACAUUACACACUAAUGCGCACUGGGCUUUCUUCAGCUGGUUGAACUAGGAACCUGCAUUUCUGUAGCGGAGGUGAAUAAAGCAGCUUGACCUCAUAAACUUAAUCAAAUGGUGUUUACACAAAAUUUAAUAGACUGGGUCCUAGCUCCUGUGUCAGAUUCAUAGAGUGGUUGACCAACUGGUUUACAUGGGGAAAUGUUUUGCCUGGCCAUAUGUUUUACAUGUCCAUACUAUUGCCUUCUCCAGAAUAUCGUGUAGUUAAAACAAUGCAAUAUGUAGCCUUUGCAGAUUGGAUUCUUUCAUUUGGCAAGGUGCUUUUAAGGUUCUCCCAUGUCUUUUCCUGGCUUGAUAGUCCAUUUAUUUUUAGUGAUGAAUAAUGUGCCAUUGUCUAGAUAUAUCACAGCUUUUUUUUUUUUAACCAUUCACCUACUUGGUUACUUCCAAGUUUGGACAGUUAAGCAGAAGUUCUAUAAACAUUCAUGUGCCGGGUUUUUACAUGGAAAUAAGUUUUCAGCUCAUUUGUAUAAAUACCAAGGAAUGUGAUUGCUAGAAUGUGAUAAGAGUAUGUUUAGUUUUGUAAGAAAACAUUAAACUGCCUUCCAAAGUGGCUGUAAUCUUCCCACAAGCAGUGAAUGAUGGUAUUUGUUGUUCGGCAUCUUUACUAGCAUCCACUGGUGUCAGGAUUUUGGAUUUUGGCCAUUGUAUUAGAUGUGUGGUGGUAACUCCUUGUUUCUCUUUUCAGUUGUCUAAUGACAUAAGAUGCGGAGUGUAUUUUCAUAUGCUUCAUUUUCCAUCCAGUGUAUCUUCUUUGAUGAGGGUGUUUAUUGCUGUCUUUUUCCCAUUUUUAAAUGAUGUUUUUUGCAUUCUUAUUGGGCUUUGAGAGUGUUCUUUGUGUAUUCCAAUACCAGACCUUUUAGAAAUGUGCUUUGCGAGUACUUUACCCCAGUCUGUGGCUUUUUUCUCAUUCUCUUGACCGUGUUUUUUGCACAACAGAAGUUAUUAAUUUUAACGAAAUCCAAAUUAUUAUUACCUCCGUGGAUUGUGCCUUUGGUAUUGUAUCAAAAAAGUGAUGAAACCUAGGUCCUCUAGAUUUUUUUCCUGUGUCAUCUUCUAAGAAUUUUAUAGUUACACAUUUCACAUUUACAUCUAUGAUUAAUUAUGAGUUGAAUUUUGUGAAAGGAAUAAGGUUUGUGUCUAGAUGAAUUUUUUUUUGUACAUUGAUGUCCAUUUGCUCCAGCACAUCUGUUGAAAAGACUACCUUUUCUCCAUUGUAUUGCUUUUGCUUCUUUGUCAAAGAUCAGUUGACCAUGUUUGUAUGGGUCCAUUUUUGAGCUCUCCAUUAUGUUCCUUUGAUCUGUUUGUGUGUCUUGAUUACUGUAUAUUUUUUAAAAAAUUUAAUGUUUGUUUAUUUUUUGAGGGAGACAGAGCACAAGCCGGGGUAGGGGCAGAGAGACGGGGAGACACAGAAUCCAAAGCAGGCUCCAGGCUCUGAGCUGUCAACACAGAGCCGGAUGCAGGGCUCAGACUCCUGAACUGUGAGAUCAUGACCUGAGCCGAAGUUGAGCACUUAACGGUCUGAGCCACGCAGGCACCCCAUUGAUUACUGUAUAUUUAUAGUAAGCCUUGAAAUCAAGUAAUAUUAGUCAUCUGACUUUGUUCAGCUCCUUCAAUAUUUUGUUUCCUACUGUGUGUCUUUUGACUAUCAAUAUAAACUUUAGAAUCAAUUUGUUGAUAUUCACCAAAUAACUUGCUAUUUAGUUUGGGAUUGCAUUGAAUCUGUAAGUCAAGUUGGGAAGAAUGACACUUUGACCCUAUUGAGUCUUUCUGUCCGUGUACAUGAAAUCUCUCUCCAUUUAUUUAGUUCUUUGAUUUUGUUUAUCAGCUACCUAGCUUUCUUCCUGUAGAUCCUGUACAUACUAUGUUAGACUUAUACCUAAGUAUAACUUCCUUUUCUGGUAGUGUAAAGUUACUGUGUUUUUAAAUGCAAAUUCCACUUGUUCAUUGCUGACUUGUGUACUGUCUUAGUCUGAACUGUUAUAACAAAGCAACAUAGACCAGAUGGUACAUAAGCAACAGAUGCUUCUCACUGUUCUAGAGGCUGGGAAGCCCAAGAUCACUGUGAUGGCUAAUUAGGUGUCUAAGUGAGGGCCCUAUUCUUGGCUGCAAAAGACUGUUUUCUUGUUGGAUUCUCAUAUUGUGGAGAUUAAGAGCUCUCUGAGGUCCCUUGUAUAAGGUCACUUAUCUCCUUCAUGAGGGUUCCCCUCUAACGCAGUCAUUGACUUCCCAGGGGCACCACCUCCACAUACCAUCCCUGUGGGUUAGAAUUGCACCAUAUGGGAUUUAGGUGGAUAACACAGCACAUUGUAUUAACCUUGUGUCCUUCAGUCUUGCUAUAAUCAUUUCUUAGUUCCAAAAGUUUUUUCGUUUUGACUCUGUGGAGUUUCUACAUAGACCGUGUGAUCUGCAAAUAAGACAGUUUUAUUUCUUGCUUCAUAAUGUCUGUCCUACUUCUUUUUCUUACUGCAUUAUCUAGGACUUCCAGUACAGUGCUGAACAAGAAUGGUGAGAAAAGACAUCCUUGCCACUGAAUUGUACAUUUUAAGAGUGGGUUUCAUGGGGGCGCCUGGGUGGCUCAGUCAGUUAAGCAUCCAACUCUUGAUUUGAGCUCAAAUCAUGAUCUCAUGAUUGUGAGAUCAAGCCCUGCUUUGGGCUACAUGCUGGGUGUGGAGCCUGCUUAAGAUUCUCUCUCUCUCUCUCUCUCUCUCUCUCUCUCUCUCUCUCUCUCUCUAUCUAUCUAUCUAUCUCUGCCCCCUCCUUCAAACAUGCGAGUCUCCACCCCCCACCCCCAAAAAAGUGGAUUUUAUGGUAGGACAUAUGUUAUUGAAACAAUCAAGUAAAAACAUCAAAUAGCUUCACGUUGAACUUAGGGGAAAAAAGUCUGAUAUCCUGACACUAUACUAUAAGGACUUGAGAUGUAAGUUCCAGAGGGUUGCUGGAGGGGUUGUGGGUGGGGGGGAUGGGCUAGAUGGGUAAGGGGUAUUGAGGAAGACACUUGUUAGAAUGAGCACUGGGUGUUAUAUGUAGGAGAUGAAUCACUGGAUUCUACUCCUGAAAUCAUUAUUGCACUAUAUGUUAGCUAACAUGGAUAUAAAUUAAAAAAAUAAAAAUAAGAAAAAAAAUAAGUUCCAGUAUCCAUUGCAAUAAUGUAGGACAGAGAGGAUUAGUUUUAUGGCAGUAAUAGAAGAAUUGGAAAUGAUUAUAAGGUAAAAUGAACAUAUUGUGUUCUCCAAAUCCUGGUUAUUAGUUUUGUAGGGUAUCAACAGGUCUCUUAGCUCCACCUUACUAGAUUCUAGUUCACAAUUUCAUACUGUUCUACUUCUUCCACUGAACUAAAAGGUAUAAAAGAACUCCUACUCGGGGCACCUAGGUGGCUCAGUCGGUUGAGCGGCUGACUUCGGCUCAGGUCACGAUCUCGCGGUCUGUGAGUUCGAGCCCCGCGUCGGGCUCUGUGCUGACAGCUCAGAGCCUGGAGCCUGUUUCGGAUUCUGUGUCUCCCUCUCUCUGACCCUCCCCCAUUCAUGCUCUGUCUCCCUCUGUCUCAAAAAUAAAUAAACGUUAAGAAAAAUUAAAAGAACUCUUAAUCUUCAUAUCUAUAAAGCACUUACUUUGUAUCUCUUAUUGUCCUGGAUACAUUAUCGUGUUACACACCUCUUAAAAGAAUCUUUAACUCAUGCAUUUUUUCAAAUUUUUCAAUGUAGUAACACAGAGAAAACAUGUAAACUAAAUAUAUAUAAAAUGGGUUAAGGAAAAAUUUCUAAAUAAAAAGGAAUUUUACCAGAGUUGAAAGACUCAUAUAAUGCUUAAUAGUAUAAUCACAAGUUGAGAUUUUUAUAACCUUUGAAAAACUCUUCUGGUAAGAUUAUUGAAUCAUAUUAACCGUCUGAUAAAUACUUGCACACAUUAAUGAUCAAACUAGUGUAAAAGCGACUUGGGCAAUUUAUCUAAACAGUAUUUCAGUAUUUCACUUUCAGCAGUUAUACUGGGUAAAGGGUCCUAUGUGUGUAGCAGGAAAGGAUGCAUAAGAAGUUAUUAUUAGUAUGAAGAAAAUGGGUCUCUCCUAACCAAGCAAUCAGGUUUGAGAGUAAACAUUCUGUGUUGUAUUCUAAUCUCCAGUUUUUUGCUUUUUGGUUUUUGGUAUUUGACCAUGGACAGACAGCUUUUAAGCCUCAGCCCUCUCUCAGUUGCCUUCCCUGUUUUUGGUACAGCUUGAGGUAUAAUUGAUACACACACACAUACACACACACACACACACACACAUUUACUUACUGCACAUAUUCAAUGUAUCUCCCUCUUCCCGUCUACUCUACAAGUGGCCAAAUUUAGAAGCCCAGGUGCUCCUUUGGUGCCCACAAAAGGUCAAACCACACGCAGGACCCACCGUCUAGUAUAAACUCCAUAGAAACCUGAAGUGAGUCUCCUCUUGUCUCUCCAGCCAUUUUUGUGGCAGCUUUGGAAACCUGUCCUGCUCUCCCCAGAAAGUCUCACUGUGCUUUAAACAUCUUCACAUCCUUUUGGUGAUUAGCAUUAUCAGUCUUGAUACCCAAGACUAAAUUUCAGAUAGAGGUUCAUCCCAUGUCUGUGGAAUAUCUAAAAGUGCAAAUUAACUAUUUUCAAGGGGAUCGAUAUGUGAAAUUCCUACUUGGCCUACAAACAAAGCAAGACUAAUGUAUCUUCAAGUGUAUAUGUUCAUUCUUAAGGGGAAACUCAUGAUCAGUGAGCUUUCCAAAUUACUCCAGUGAAAGCUCCAAGUAGCGGUUGGGGGGAAACUUUGCGCAUAUCAUAUCUCUACUCCUGAAAUUUUCUUUUAUUUCCUGACACUUCUUACAUGCUUAAUAUAUUUUGCCCCAGGGCUGAGCCUGGCUGGCUCAGUCAGUAGAGCAUGUGACCCUUGAUUUCAGGUUGUUUUGAGUUUGAGCCCCAUGUUGGGUGUAGAGAUUGUGUGUGU